GCCUGACCCUCCUCCCACUCUCAGGCUCCCCCCUCCCGCCGCCGUUGCGUCUCUGCCGCCCGGCCGCCUCUGCAGUUCGCAGGGCCCAAUCAAAGUUUGAUUGGGGAGGUUCGCGGAGGAAGAAAGGUUGGGUUUUUGGUUUGGGGUUUCCUUAUCCUGGUUUAGGAAUCCCUGGCUCCUUUCUGUGCGGUGAUCUCGGUCGAGUCUUUGGACUUAGGAUUUGGAGUUCUUCUGCUGCCAUUCUUGGCGGCUCCGUGGUUGGACCGGACCUUCCAUUAAUGGUCCCUGCAAAUAUCCCCAAGAAUUCAGAGCGGCCGAAACAGUUCUUCAGUGGGAGAAGAGAGGUUUCCUGUGGAGAUUUGUUUGCAAGAUUAGUACCUGCUUGAUGAGCCAAAAGCUCUAAUAUUUCUAUUGGUGUAAGAACCGAAGGUGGAGGUGUUGAUGCCAAGAUUUGAAGCUGAACUUUGAGUUUCAGUUUGGUUGAUGCAAAGACUUGAAGUGGAGGACUUGUUUCUUGGGGCCAUUGUUUCUGUGAGGAUUUGAGAGCUGUGGCAAAAAGAGAUCGAUGGCGUCGCUAUCCGAGAAUGAGGCGACAAAUAGGGGGAGCAUGUGGGAACUAGAUCAGAACCUUGAUCAGCCCAUGGACGAGGAAGCAACCAGACUGAAGAAUAUGUACAGAGAAAAGAAAUUUUCAUCAGCUCUGUUACUGCGCCUCGCAUUUCAGAGCCUUGGGGUGGUCUUUGGUGACUUGGGAACAUCACCCUUGUAUGUGUUCUAUAAUGCCUUUCCUCGUGGAGUAGACGAAGAUGAGGAUGUUAUUGGAGCUCUUUCCUUGAUCAUUUACACCCUUACUCUGAUCCCUCUUCUGAAGUAUGUUUUUAUUGUCUUGCGGGCAAAUGAUAAUGGUCAAGGUGGUACAUUUGCUCUUUAUUCACUACUCUGCCGUCAUGCAAAGAUCAGCACUAUACCCAACCAACACAAGACUGAUGAGGACCUCACGACAUAUAGUAGGCAAACUUACGAGGAGAACUCAUUGGCAGCAAAAAUAAAGAAAUGGCUAGAGACACGUGCAUAUAAAAGAAACUGCCUUCUUAUUCUUGUUCUCCUUGGUACUUGCACAGCCAUUGGAGAUGGGAUCCUUACUCCUGCUAUAUCAGUUCUUUCUGCAUCAGGUGGAAUAAAAGUUCAAAAUCCGCACAUGAGCACAGAUAUUGUUGUACUUGUUGCCGUGAUCAUCUUAAUUGGAAUAUUUAGCAUGCAGCACUAUGGUACAGACAAAGUUGGAUGGUUGUUUGCGCCAAUAGUGCUCAUCUGGUUCAUUUUAAUUGGAAGUGUUGGAGCACUGAACAUACACAAGUAUGGUAGCUCUGUGCUAAAAGCAUACAAUCCAGUCUAUAUAUACCGAUUUUUCCGAAGGCGAGGGAAUUCUUCUGAGAGCUGGACUGUUCUUGGAGGAAUCAUGCUUAGCAUCACAGGAACUGAAGCAUUAUAUGCGGAUCUAUGUCAUUUUCCCGUAUUGGCCAUUCAGAUUGCUUUCACCUUCAUUGUAUUCCCAUGCCUUCUACUGGCAUACACAGGGCAGGCAGCUUAUAUAAUUUCCAACAAGCAACAUGUGAAUGAUGCCUUUUAUCGCUCCCUUCCAGAUGCCAUAUACUGGCCAGCCUUUGUUAUAGCAACUGCUUCAGCCAUAGUUGCAAGUCAAGCCACCAUAUCUGCUACGUACUCAAUAAUAAAGCAAGCUCUUGCACUAGGCUGUUUUCCCCGUGUGAAGAUAGUCCACACCUCAAAGAAAUUCCUUGGGCAGAUUUACAUCCCUGACAUCAAUUGGCUCCUCCUGAUUCUUUGUAUUGCUGUGACUGCUGGAUUCAAGAACCAGAGCCAAAUAGGAAAUGCGUAUGGCACUGCAGUGGUUAUAGUUAUGCUAGUGACCACGUUCCUCAUGGUACCAGUAAUGCUGCUGGUGUGGAAGAGUCACUGGAUCCUUGUCGUUACCUUUAUUGUGCUCUCGUUGAUGGUAGAGCUGCCCUACUUCUCGGCUUGCAUAUUAAAGAUCGACCAAGGCGGUUGGGUUCCACUUGUCAUUGCAAUAGCUUUCUUCACCAUCAUGUAUGUGUGGCAUUACUGCACCGUGAAGCGGUAUGAAUUUGAGAUGCACAGCAAGGUCUCGAUGGCCUGGAUUCUUGGCCUUGGUCCGAGCCUUGGUCUUGUCAGGGUUCCAGGGAUAGGCUUUGUGUACACCGAGCUCGCAAGUGGCGUUCCUCACAUCUUCUCCCACUUUAUCACCAACCUACCUGCUAUCCACUCGGUUGUUGUCUUUGUGUGUGUCAAGUAUCUUCCGGUCUACACUGUCCCGUUGGAGGAGCGGUUCCUUGUUAGGAGGAUUGGCCCUAAGAACUUCCAUAUAUUCCGUUGUAUCGCAAGGUAUGGGUAUAAAGACCUCCACAAAAAAGAUGACGACUUUGAGAAAAUGCUCUUUGACUGCCUGGCAUUAUUCAUCCGACUCGAGAGCAUGAUGGAGGGUUAUUCUGAUUCAGAUGAGUUCAGUGUGCCAGAGCAGAGGACAAUCAGUGAUACAUUUCAGGCAGAAAAAACUAUCAACACAAUGUGCUCCAAUGGUGACCUGAGCUACUCAUCACAGGAUUCCAUUGUGCCGGUGCAGUCGCCCCUCGGGGUGAACAAUCUGCUGACGUACUCAAGCCAUGCCAGCCAAGCAGUUGGCAAUGAACUGGAGUUCUUGAACCGGUGCAGGGACGCUGGUGUUGUCCACAUUCUAGGGAACACCAUUGUGCGCGCACGGAGAGAUUCAGGGGUCGUCAAGAAGCUAGCUGUAGAUUACAUGUAUGCUUUCAUGAGGAGGGUCUGCAGGGAGAACAGCGUGAUUUUCAACAUUCCUCAUGAGAGCCUUCUUAAUGUUGGUCAAAUAUACUACAUCUGAACCAUCUGUUUUCUGUUCGAUUUGUGUUGGAUCUCAAGCAAGUAGCUCUGUUGCACUGCUUUCCAGAAUGGGGAGGGCAGAGUUUUAGGAUGAAACGAUAGGGACCUGUUGUAAACUGUAAAUAGGAACCAUAUCGUUCAUGGGUAUAAGUAGAGAUAGCUUAAAGUUUUGCUUUCUGUUCUGGCAGUGUUUAUGCAAAUGGUAGUCUUUCUGCUGUAACAUGUAAGAUCCAGAUGUUUCUUUGCCAUGAUAUAUAGACUAUAGCGAUGGUUAUGUCUGUCA
Molecule: messenger RNA, 3217 nt
Organism: Lolium rigidum
Lineage: Eukaryota; Viridiplantae; Streptophyta; Magnoliopsida; Poales; Poaceae
Product: probable potassium transporter 11
Exons: 9
Coding region: 566-2935 (789 amino acids)
Biological process (GO): potassium ion transmembrane transport
Cellular component (GO): membrane
Molecular function (GO): potassium ion transmembrane transporter activity
Source: RefSeq, a predicted model, not a curated record